Messenger RNA from Closterium sp. Yama58-4, 1650 nucleotides. The record is from the annotation of a GenBank genome assembly. NCBI's taxonomy places the organism in Eukaryota, Viridiplantae, Streptophyta, Zygnematophyceae, Desmidiales, Closteriaceae.
AUGCCUCGUUCAUACCAUCGGUCCCAGCUAGCCGUGCACAUCAAACGGGCGAUUUGCACCCACCAUGUCGCCAACCCCCAGCUGCGCCAUGUCGAUCUCAGCCAUUGGUGUUUCACCCGCUUCGGCAUUAGGCCCGAUCGUUUGACUAUUGGGCGAGUCCUGAAGGUGUCAAAACGAUGGGCCUCCGCAUCAUCCGAUAGCAACAUCGUCCGCGUGCGAGGAGGCGCACACCCGGAACUGGAGCGUGCGAUGGCCCGCUGGAUUGCCAAUGCGGGCCCGGCUGGCAUGCCGCUCACACUUGCGACCAUUCGCGAGCAUGUCGUGAGUAUGGCCUGCGGCAUGUCUCUUCCGCCGACAUUCCGCUGCUCCGUCGGAUGGGUUCUCCGAGCGUUGCGCCGCCAAGGUGUCCGGUGCAUCAGCGCCUGCGGCGAGGCAGCUGACCAAGACGUCGCCGCCGUCCGUACGACGCAGGAGAAGCUCCCACAGCUGCUCAGGCACCUUUCGGUGAGGCCGCGCGACACCUACAAUUUCGACGAAACCGCCCUCUACAUAUCCGUGCUUCCACGCAAGACGUACAACGCCGGCCGGGUGGCGGGAAGGAAGGCGGUGAAGGAUCGACUCACCGUCGGCUUUCUCGUCCACGUCGACGGAUCGCAUUCCUUCCGUCCCUUGGUGAUUUCCAAGGCGAAGCGCACUCACGACUUCCACCCCGACUACGACCCCGAGGAGGUUUGCUACUGGCGAAACACCGCAAAGGGCUGGAUGACUUCACCGCUAUUCACCCACUUCAUCGAGCAGCUGAAUGCUGCCAUGUAUGCCGAGGACCGGCAUAUUGUGAUUCUGCUUGACAACGCGAACAGCCAUGUCCUGAAAUCGGAAGGCGCCACCACGGAGGACCUAUUCGGGUUCCGCACACGCUCGCUCUCGAACAUCUGCCUCGUGUACCUCCCCCCGAACACCACCUGCUUCACCCAGCCCCUCGACCAGGGGCUGAUCGCCAUGGCGAAGCGCGCGGUACCGCCGGCAUUGGCUCCGUGCCUUCACCACCCUCUGGAAUGCGGACAGAGUGACCUCCGUUGCUGGUGGCGCAUCGGCUGCCUCCCGCGCGCAUGGGCGAUGGAUCUUCCGCACGUGGGAGGUGAUGACGAUGGUGCGGGCGGGGCUGAGGAUAUUGGGCUCGAGGAGGAGAUUAGGGAUCCGCCUACCGCGCCUUCGGCGGAGAUGUGGGAGGCCCCCGCCACCAUGCAAGCCGUCUACGAAGACAGCAACCCCGCAUCUCGCGAAGCAAGGCGCUACGCACGCGCGGCCUCUGAGAUGCUCAUCGGCUACGCGAAGGCAACCGGCAUCACCCCGCGGGACCUAUGCGCGCUUUUCGACAUCUGCAACCCUAUCAUUAAGGCGCGGAUGGAGCGUGCAAGCCCACCGUUUAAUCUGAACAUGACCCCGCCGCCUGCCGUGCCCGAAGGCGCCACUUCGCCGGCAGAGACCCCUCGUCGUCGUGGUCGUGUGCUGCCGGCAUGGAUGACAGAGCCGACCCCAUCGUGGGUGACCCUGGCUCAGCAGGCGGUGCGCCGCCAGGAGCUGAUUGACGGUGGUGUGCCUGCCGUCAUGGGCGGCUACAUGGCUGCCGCCGAAUGGAUGCGGCUGUGA